Brassica napus (rape) is the source of this 3222-nucleotide messenger RNA. RefSeq lists its product as uncharacterized. The transcript has a single exon. The coding region runs from base 221 to 994 and encodes 257 amino acids. The record is from RefSeq and is a predicted model, not a curated record. Gene Ontology annotation, biological process: shoot system development; root development. Lineage: Eukaryota; Viridiplantae; Streptophyta; Magnoliopsida; Brassicales; Brassicaceae.
GAGAUCUUUACCAUUAUUUGUGUUAUGUGAGAAAAAGAUGCCUUAUGCCAUCUUGAAAGGGGAACAUUGUAUUAAUGGUGUUAAUAUUUUAAUCACCAUGAGAUUCCUCUUGCCUAUAUAUAUGUACUGACCUUUGAGGCAAUGCGAAAGCAUAACAAACAUCUUUGGCUCUCUCAAAACUUCUCUUUGAUCAAUAACAAAGAUCUUAAGAUUCAAAACAAUGGCAGUCUCUUUCCAUAUUCGCUCUAAAAGUUUACCUUCUAGAUCUCACCCACAAGCCGCUCAUGUCGAUGAGCAGCUGGCCUGUUUGAGAUCUUCUGAGGAAGCCUCAACAUCUUCUAUCUGCAAAAGAGUUGACAACCUUCAAGAACUACACGAGUCUCUUGACAGGCUCAUUCGUUUACCCUUUACCCAACAGGCACUAGCACAAGUACAAAACAAGAUAUUCGUCGAGCAGCUUCUUGAUGGAUCUCUCAGGAGCUUGGACUAUUGCAACAUUUCCAAGGAUGUUUUGUCGCAGAUGAAAGAGGGUCUCAUCGAGAUCCAAUCUAUUCUACGAAGAAAGCGAGGUGACCUAUCAGGAGAGGUCACGAAAUACUUAGCCUCAAGAAAGUCACUCAAGAAGACAUUCCCUAAAAUACAAAAGUCUCUCAAUGUUGUUGCACGUGAAGGAGAGUCUUUGGCUGUCUUUGGAGAAGCAGAGGCUAUCGCAGUUUCUUUGUUUGAGUCUCUCUUUAGCUACAUGUUUGGAUCAAAGACUUGUGGAAAAUGGUCAGUCGUCUCAAAGCUAAUGAGCAAGAAGAAAGUUACAGCUGAAGCUCAAGUAAACGAAUUCACUAGGGCUGAUUCUGAAUUUCAGUCUGGAAAGACCUUGAAGAUAGAAGAUGUUCAGAUCCUAGUGUCAUGUAUUCAAGAUCUUGAAGAUGGAGUUGAAUCUCUUUCAAAGUCAUUGAUCAAAUAUAGAGUUUCAAUUCUUAACACAUUAGGCCACUAAAGGCUACAAUUUUGUACAUAAGAGAAAAGAUAAUAGAAACUUAUUCAAGUCUCAGUUCUGUACAUCUUAUUUAUUUGAUCUCGGACUGUUUAACCAAUCAAAGAACAAGAUCAUUCUAAAAACAAGAAGUUCUCAGUUUUAACUUUCAACUUUUCACCUCAUGGUUAACGAUUAGGUUAUCCACCUAAAUGACGUUGUCUCGAUUAUUAUUUAUUUAAAUAAGAUCACUGAUUAUUGAGAUUAGUAAGUUUCAAACGUUCUCUGUAAUAUAAAUGUAAUGUCUGUAAAAAAAAAAAAAAAAAUGUAAUGUCUGUAUGGUGGGAAACAUUUGUAGUGUAAUUUGUGUACUUUCACAUGUUUUUUUUUGGGUAGCUGGUGCUUUCGCAUGUUGGAACGACGAAUACGGAUCAUGCCCAUCUGAUAUCUUAAAUCCACACGUUUUCUGCUGCUAAUAACUCGUUCUUGUGUUUGUGUUGCGGGAAGCAACGUAAAUGAUGCAAAAAGAAAUUAAGAACUUUUGAGCUCCGUGUGCAUGCACAUGUCAAAAUCGCCGAAUAAGGAUCUUGUCUCAUUUCUUUUGAAACGGUCGUGUAAUUUUUUUUUUUUUUAAUUUUCUCUUUUUAUUAAAGAAAAUUUUUGUGAUUGAAGAAAGAUGUCAUAUCUUUUAUUUAUUGAAAAAAUCACAUAGAUAGUAUUAAAAAUAUUUAUCACAAAAUAACACCUAAAAAAUCUUCAAAAUAUCAUUUAUCUUAUGUGAUUAGUCAUUAAGCUUAAAAAACCUUUAUGAUCUCCCAGACGGAAUAUAUAUAUAUAUAUAUAUCAUUCAUCCAACAAAGAAAAAGUCUAAAGUAAUUAAAUCGUACACUUUAAUCAUUAAAUUUAAGCGCUGAACCGCGAAAUUUCAGAUCUACAACAACGCAUCACGGAAAGGUAUGCUGAAUUGGAGCGAAGAACCGAUGUGACCAACACAAAACUUUUCCAGGAUAUAUAACGUUAGACUUUUAGUUUAAAUUUUCUGUUUUAUUAAUAUUUCUUGUUUUGUAUCAUAUUUUAAAAUAUUUAAAUUUUAAAUUUUAAAUUUAUUAAAAUUUAAUAAAAAUAUUAUAAAAAUUUAAUAUUUUUAAAAAGUAAUUGCACGAAAUGAAGAAUUAACACGAAUGCGACGUCGUUAGCCUUUUGAUUAUUUUUUUUGUGGUGGGUUCCAUUAGCGAAUCAGGUUGGAUGGAUGCUUCUGAUGUGAAUGCACGCUUCCCCGAAUCAAUUAACUCAGUUGCUGCAAGAAAAAAACAGGCAUUGAAGAUCAAACACAAACUUGGUGAAACAUGGAAUCCACUUGAACACGUUCAAUAGCAGCGAAAAUUACAACUGGAGCUGAUGUAAAAAGUCCAAAUGUAAAGCUUAUGGAAGUUUUCUCAUAAGUAGUGAGAUAAGUCUAUGAACCUAAUGUCCUCUCCGAAGACAUCAUCCUUCACUGGUUCCAUAAAGGAACCAACUCAAAGGACAUGUUAGUUCCACAGCAUAUGGAAAGUUGGUAUCCCAAACAAUAAUUAUCCGAUCUCGGCCCAAACAAUAAUUAUCCGAUCUCGGUCAUUUGAUCUGAUUUUUUAAAAAGUCUUGUGGUGAAAGUUGUAGGCACACCUUUGUAAAAUGCCUAGAGCCAUUUGUGAAUUGUCUUGAAGAGAGGCAGAUAAAGUAGAGACGUUUCUGCUGCAUUUCUACCGUAGAGUGCGUGAACUAUGACGUUUCUGCUGAAUUUCUUUCCAUAUUUUUGUUUAUUAUCUAAAGCCAAUAAGUUUAUGUCUAUCUUUAAAAUUUUUAGUUUGGUGUUGCUGCUGCAUUCUCAAAUCUCCUUUUGAUAUAAUUGUGUUUCAUUUUUUGGUUUACAAUUUCUCUGUUUUUGAACUUUUAUGUCCCGUUUAAAGGCUUCUCGCUUGUAGAUUUAUGCUAAAGCAGAAGCUGCAUAAUUUAAGGUUAAUUCAAUGGUUUCUUAUAAAGACAGAGAUUUGAGAUUAAGAUGUAAUGUCCAUAUUAAUAAGGAUAAAAAAAUAAUUACUAAUUUCUUAAAAAUGUGUGAUAACCAAUUUUAUUGACAAACAUCCAAGAAAAAAUUGUGAAUGCAAAGAGUCAAAUCAAUAACUUUUUUAAAAAUUCAAACAUUGUAAAUGAUGCUACAGUUAAUUAUUCUAAAGUUCUAAAUGAAAUGACGUUCUCUCUGUAUAUGAUCAGUC